GCAUCUUUAGCGAGUUGCAUGUUCGCAGGACCUUUCACAGUCAUUAUCGGACACACGGUUCAAGAACCUGUGGCGCUUGUAACGGCUCCAAUCGGACACCUCCCCAAGACUUUCCAACUGUUGCAUCGCAGAUACAGCAGCAUAUGUCAGCUCUUGGCAUCAGCCAGUUCCCCACCGCCCUUUGAAUCGUAAAGCUCCCCUUUCGUCAAUACCCUCAAACUUUAACAAGUCACACGAGAAAGCCACACAGCCUCUUGACGUAAGCAGAUGGACCGCCGCCAAGGAUAUAACUUCGGUGCCCCAGAAUGUCGUCGCCUCACCAUCUUUCAACUAUCUUUGUUAUACUGAAUCGGUGAUCAUGGCUUCUUCUGCAAUAUCUUUUCCUGGUGCGACAUGCACAGUCAUCUCCUCAGCUGGCGGUGCCCCCAAGUCACUCGGUACGGGAUCUCUGCGCGUAACGCAAGAUCUGUCGUUGGCAUCCACGGUGCUUUCAACGCAGACCUGGUCAUUGACCAUUCCACCAACGGCGCCGCUAACAAAACUCUCAAAUGGUAUAUAUUUGGUACAUCUACCCCCUACCUCCAAGCUGGACACAACUGCAGCCGCUGGUGCUUCUCCCUAUGUUUUUCCGAAUGACGGAGCAACGCUACGUAUUGAACUGGGGCCAAAGUAUGACAGUGAUUCCGUUGCGCUUCUUGAAGCACUUUUUGCCGACGACAGUCCGGGUCCACAACGGCAUCCAUCCGAACAGCCUCGAAAUAGCCUGGCGUUGGUGGACGAGCAUGGCCAGGUGGUAGGCGUGGUUGCAGAAGGCUUGGAAAUGGAGGGACAAGGAGAUGCUCUACCAGCGUACAACAAGGAUGAAGCUGUUGUUAUCGAACUCAGCAGCCUUCCUACCGUUCCUCUUCCUGGGGAUGAGCAACAAGAGGAGACGCUACCAGUAAGGGUUAAAGUGCUCCGCGAUGCAUCAUCCGGGAUGCUAUCCACCAGCGAAUAUAUUUCAUCCGGUCUUAUUCUCACGUCAUCUGCCCUUGGUAAAGUGAUGAAAAGCGGCGCACAGUCUCUGAAAACCUUGAUUCCUGUUGCUGCGGCCCCUUGGGAGCCCGAUGCCACCACGAAAAAGAAUAUUGAAAAGGUUCAUAACGCCAGCAAAAGUACGGCAGACUUCACACGUCGUGCGGCCGAGACCGUCGCAACAGUGGCAGUUUCUGCGGGAAAGACAGUGGCCUCCAGUGCCUCAAAGCUGGUACCUGGUUCCAAUCACAUUGGUGACUCGCGAACAGGAUCUGCUUCGUGGGAUUUGCUCAGAACGACGGUACAUGCCGUUGGAAAUGUUCUCGAUGCGGGUGUGCAUGCGGGAAAGACUCUCUUUGAUGAUACCGUAGAAGCUGCAUCCGGUCUUGUCCAGCAUCGAUACGGAGGCGAAGCAGGGAAUGCCGUGCGGCUGUCUCUGGGGGCAGUGGGAAAUGUGGGUCUGGUAUAUUUUGAUGCAAGAGGUAUCGGACGGCGAGCUCUCCUAAAGCACGUUGCCAAAGGAGUUGUCAUGAACGUUAGGUUGACAGAUGGUAGAGUUGUUAGCUUGGGUCAGAAUACUAGUGAACCCAGUAGAGUAUCUGGGCAGGUUCCCGUUGUUUCGGCUAAGGUGCAUCCACAAAAUUCUUGUAGCAGCACGAAGAAGUAAUUUAAAGGCAAUGUCGGUCGGGUAGUAAUUACUGCAAAAAGUUUAUCAAAUUGUACAACACCCAAAGAAUAUGUAGAGUCAACUAUACAAAUUUAUACCGCUA
This is a messenger RNA of Spizellomyces punctatus DAOM BR117, 1784 nucleotides long. RefSeq lists its product as uncharacterized. NCBI's taxonomy places the organism in Eukaryota, Fungi, Chytridiomycota, Chytridiomycetes, Spizellomycetales, Spizellomycetaceae. Gene Ontology annotation, cellular component: plasma membrane. The record is from RefSeq and is a predicted model, not a curated record. Gene Ontology annotation, biological process: cell division. Bases 359 to 1681 code for a protein of 440 amino acids. The transcript has 2 exons.